AUGGACACCACGACCAGAUGGCUCCUCGUACCCCGCGGCGAUCACUCAUCAUCGCCCGAGGGUGAUGGGCAGUCGUCCUCAUCAACAGCCACUGAGGAUCUCUAUGGGAAUACGGAUACCCUUGCCGGUGAUCUGUUCCAAGACAAGUUUAUGACGCUUGCUCGCGGUGGUUCAAAUGGCGAAAAGAUUAUGCGUGGCUUUCUCAUCGGAGUAGCUGUGGGGCUCAUCGUCGCCUGCUUUGUUUGCUGCUGGUAUCCUUGUUGCCGGCCAGAUCGCCGACGACGGCGAGGACCACGACGACCGCCAGUAUCAGAGGAAGAGCAAGAGUCAGCGAGUAGCACGACGCCGCCGGAUGACCCAGCUACUGCACCGGCCACUACACCUGCUGAUGCGCCAACUUCCACACCUGCACCAGCUUCUACGCCUGCCGUUGCGCCAGUUGCCACACCUGCUGCUGUGCCAGCCUCUAUACCAGCUCCCACACCAGCUCCCGUACCGCCUUCCUAG
This is a messenger RNA of Ilyonectria robusta, 507 nucleotides long. RefSeq lists its product as uncharacterized. The record is from RefSeq and is a predicted model, not a curated record. Lineage: Eukaryota; Fungi; Ascomycota; Sordariomycetes; Hypocreales; Nectriaceae. The transcript has a single exon. Bases 1 to 507 code for a protein of 168 amino acids.